This is a messenger RNA of Notolabrus celidotus (New Zealand spotty), 1369 nucleotides long. Its product is annotated as endonuclease domain-containing 1 protein-like. Gene Ontology annotation, molecular function: metal ion binding; hydrolase activity; nucleic acid binding. Lineage: Eukaryota; Metazoa; Chordata; Actinopteri; Labriformes; Labridae. Bases 268 to 1170 code for a protein of 300 amino acids. The record is from RefSeq and is a predicted model, not a curated record. The transcript has 2 exons.
CCGAAGGAAAGGACGUCUCAUGUCUCUUAAAACUAAUCUCCUCGUUUCCUCUUCCUGUCUUCCACUGUCCUGUCCUCUCCUCACAUUACAGCCCGAGAAUAACCUCUGGAAAAAACCCAGAAGUGAAAGUAGUUCUGCUUCCCUGAGAGGCCAUGCGUCUCCAGAGGGGGGAGCAUUAAUGAUUAAUGCCUCUCUGCAUGUCAGAGAGAGAGUCUCUUCGUGAAGGUGUGCUCCCUUUAGUUCUCUGACAGCAGUGAGACCUCAGAGAUGUCUGGUUGCUGUUCCCCUGCUCUGUUCCUCCUGCUGCUCUUCUCUGGAGGACUCUUCCUGUGUGCAGCUGAUGUCGGGGAUUUCGCUCCGUGUCUGCAGUUUUUCUACAAGUCCUGGCCCCCUAAAGGUCUGACAGGGACCCCGAUCUGCCAGCGGUAUGUCAACCAGUACCGGUUCUCCACCCUGUACAGCAGACAGCGCCGGUCCCCCUGGUUCUCUGGGUAUGUGUACGGAGCUCCAGCAGGGAAGAGACCCACUGCAGCCUGGAAGUUUGAGCCUCAGCUAGCUUACCCUGGAGCUGAUGGCAACAUGAUCCCGUUCCCUCCAGGCCCUCUGGACCAGAACGUGUUGGAAAGCCAAGCGGUGGAACUGGACUACAUCAACUCCACCUACUCUCGAGGCCACCUGAACCCCAGCCUUCACCACCAAAGCCGUGAGGACCGCUACGCCACCUUCACCCUCACAAACGUGACUCCCCAGAAGGCAGGCUCCAACGACGGGCCCUGGGAGAGCCUGGAGCAGACUGUCAACAAAACCCUGGCGGCCUACUGCCUGGGGGAAGCUUACAUAGUCACUGGAAUCAUCCCCUAUCAGAGCGGCGAGCCCUGGCUCAGGAACCGCGUGGCUGUGCCAGAGUAUAUGUGGUCUGCCUACUGCUGCCCCAAAUACAACGUCAGCCUCCCCGAAAGACUGAAGCACACGUUCCCCACCUACGCUGCUGUCGGCAGGAACGACCGCAACAGCACCGAGGAGAUCGUGCCUGUUGAUCAAACGGCUAAGAAACAGUUCAGGGGGUACGAUGUGAGACAAAUGUCCCUGCAGACGCUGGAGACGUAUCUGAAGGACCGCUUCAGUGCUGUGAUCUCUGUCUUCUAUGAGCAGUGCUCCGGAUCGGACUGAUGCUGCUCAGGAUGGAGAAACAAACAGAACCGACGGACAGACCCCCAAAAACAAAUCCCCUGAAUGUUAAUGUUUCAAGAUGCUUCUCUUCUUGUGUUGGACAAAUUCCAUCAGAUCCGUGUCCGGUCUGUCUCCGGUCCAUCACAGCACCGUCAUCUGAGAGGUUUCUAUUCUAGUGAAUGUGUUAACUUCCACUGGA